UAUGCUUUAGCAAUAUUUUUUGACGAGCUUUGAUGAGUAAUUAACGGUUAAAUUGUUUUUACGGGAAAUCACAAAUGAAAGUUUUAGGAUCAAAAAAUUAGUUAUGCUAUUAAAGUAUUUCUAAAGGCAAGUAAGCAAUCAAUAAUAAGAAUAAGUUAAUGUUUGUUUUAUGAGUACAAUUCCAUUAAGGAUUCUCAAUGCCUAAUCUGUGUUAAGUCAAACAAUGUCUGACUUUUCUGAAAUGGGACUGGUUGUCUCGAAGGAUGAAGAAUCUCGUGCAGUGGAGCCAUCCUUAAACAUUAUUUCAGAAGUGGCCGAUACUUUAGUUACAGAUUCCAUCCACAGUGAAAGCAAAACUUGCAUUAAUAAAUCUUCGAAUGUCAUAGCUAUCAACGAUGUUAUUGGCGUUGAAUCGGCGCCUCUUAGCGAAUCUACUUUUGAAAAUGAAAUUGACGCACUUUCUAGAGUAAUUACUGAUUAUAAAGGGGAGAUUUCUCGCAAUAUAAAAUUCUGUAAUCCCAUAGAAAAUUCCGGCUCAAGUGAAAAUAUUAUAAAGAAAUAUAUGCAAGAUGAAAACAGGGGUGAUGAAAGUUUUGACGUUAAUGUUAAAAAAGUACAUGAAAAUAUACAACCUAUUGUGUCGACAGUGGAUAAAGAAAUCUUUGGUAAAAGUCAAGAUGAUGUCUCUACUGCAAGAGAAAAAAAUGUCCACACUUCAUUUUUAGAUAUCCAUGAAGAAUAUCAAAAGAAAAAGUCUCACGGUAUCUCGACAGCUGAAAUAGAGUCUCAUAACACGCCUCCAGUAACUCAGUUAUCAAGUUCAACGUCUACCGAUAAUUUUUCAAAUACAAUGCGUAAGCUAGAGUGUGGAGAAAAUGCAGAUAAUACAUCUAAUGUCACUAAUCUAAGCAAAAGUUUGCAAAUGAUUGGUGAAGCAUACAUUUCGGAAGAUUCUCAAGAGUCAGAUGAACGCAGCGGGAGUAAAAAUAUUGAACAAAAUUUACGAUUAGAUGAUUGCGAAAAAAGUAAUAGGUGUGAAAGUAUCGAAGAAGAGUUUAAUAGCAGUCACGAAAAUCAACAAUUCACAGACAGAACUGGGAAUGAUGGUGGAGCGAAUGUAAAAUGUAAAGAAUUAGAAGUUAAAAGAAGCAUUAGUUCGGAAAAGGAAAUUAGGUCUGAUGAACAUGGGUGUCAAGAAAUAAACGUUAAUAUAGAAAGUAGUAUUAGGUCAAUAGCUUCAAAUAUUGCUGGUGCCAAUGAACUGACGCAGUGUUUAAUCAAUACACAAAACUUUACUGAAAUAAAAAUUAUUGGGGAUGAACACUCCACUGACAAAAAUUUUAGCACAUGGGAAAAUCAACUUGGUACACAAAAGUUGAUGGAUUUUGAAGUCACUACUGAUGAAAGUGACUUAAAAUCAGAAACGGAAGAAGCUACUUUAAAACCGUGUGAAGAAGAUAUAGUCAAUAGCAAAAUAACACAAUGCGUUAAAUUGAAUUUUGCUGAGGAUGUUGAAUCUGGUAAGAUCACCGAAACCCUCAUAAAUUCGGAAGAUGAUUUAAGUUUAUGUAACAAACCAAAUGAUUUAAAUGUCAGUCCUUCAGUCAUUUCAAAUGAGAAAAUAGUAUCAAAGGAAAAGAUGUUCAUAGAAGAGUCAAUUUUUCCAGCUUUUUCUAAAAGAGGUACACGUUUAUUUACAACCAAUGUAGACAAUAUGACUGAAUUUACAAAAUUUAUACCGACUCUUCUCUCGCAAGAUCCUAUUAAAGAAGUUCUUGUGAUUGAUACAUCUGCAGUAAAUAAUUCUGAAAAACUGUCAGACUCAGUCAAUGAAACAAAUAUAAGUAUUUCAACUAAAGAGCUUAUUAACGUUGCAAUUAAAAAUGUUGCUGAUCAAGAAUUAAUAAAGGAGAAAUGCGAGGAAAGUAUAGAAGUAAGGGUGAACGUGACGAAUAAAGUAGAAGGAAAGUACCAACUAGGCAUUUUAGAAGAGGGAGAGGGUGAGUCAUCGAUUACCACAACAUCGAUGACAAGACUAGACAAUAUCCAGGAAGCUUCUGCUGAUAUGUUAGAAACAAUGCAGUACCCGGAAGACGUGAUUGGCAGCAAAUUUGAAGGUAAUCAGGAUUUUAUAACAAUGGACGAAUCUAAUCGAAUUGAAUCGAAAGAAAGCACAGUGGAGAAGAAACUAGUUAAACCUAACUUAUAUUCGGAUGAAGAAGAAUCGAAAAUAUCAGAAGCAUUGCCUCAGAAGUCAGAAGAACUACUGUAUAUAGAAUCAGAGCCAGGGCAAAAUAUGGAUUCGUUUAAAGAACUAAGUUUUGAUUUGAUCCCGGGAAAUAAUGAACCUGCAAUAAAAACUGUACAAUUUUUAGAAGUGGAAGCAGCAGAGUGUAAAAGACAACCUACUCAAAAAAUUGCAGUAAUACCAUCAGUAAUCGAAUCAUCUGAUAAAACUAUCGACAUUUCAAUCAAUUUAGAAGAUGGAUCCAAAUUGUCAAAAGAUCUUUCGCUUCAAAGCAAUAUAGAAUCUGUGUGUGUGGAUGAUUUAUUUAACUCGGCAGUUCCAAAUUCAAAUUCUGACAUAUCUGAAUUAGAAUCGGCUGUUAAAUUUUUGCAAGAGUCUCAAGUGCAAGUGGAAUCAUAUCUUGAGGUGUCUCCCAAAAUAGUGGAAAGUGUUGCUGAUAAUGAAUCAGAACAAGUAGACGAACAGAUAAUACAAAAUCCUAUAGCGAUCUCUGAAGCUGAAAUAAUCUCUGAAGCUGCCAAGUUAGAAAGUGAGCGCAAAGCUAUACUGAUGGAGAAAGUAUCAUUAACUGAGAGAAAAUCUUUCGAGUUAUCUAUCUUGCCCUCAAAGAAUGUGACCAGUUUAUUAACUAUUGCAAAACAUACAGAAUCAGAAAAAGACUCAGGCAAUUUUUUUGUCUCAGAACGCAUAGAUGUUUUACCCAAAUUUACGGACAACGUACUAACUUCUAGCGAAUCGGUCCCUAACGUUUCCGUUUUAGAGGAGAGGUUAAAGGAACCACCAACAAUAGUAAUACCUAAUAUAGAAACAGUAAAAGCAUGUGAAUUAUCGACAGAUAAGACGAGUUUGCUGAUACAAAAAGAUGCAAAAGUCAAAAUGGAAUCGCCUAAAGGGUCUGAGAAAAUAGAAACUCCGAGAAAAGAUUCGGAUAUAUCAGACUCAGAGAAUGUUGGUUCACCUAGGAUCAUUUUAAAAAUUGCUAAAUCUGUAAUAACGGAUUGUGUGGAACCGAAAUCGCCAAAAAGCCCGAAAAUACGUUCUCCUGCGAGUUCUCCAAAUCCUGAUGACAGCCUAGGACAAAAAUUAGGUAAAAUAAAGUUAAAAUUGUCCAAAAGUGGUCAUCCUUCAAUUAUAUCCAAUGAAAGUUUCGACGAAUCUUCACAAUGGCACACGGAAAGCACAUCUUCUUUGUCUCCAAUUGGAAUGAAAAUUAAAUUGUCGAAGUCUGGUGAAGCAUCGGUAAUACAAUCAGAAAAAUAUGAAGACCUGGACGUUAAAGAAGUUCAGCAAAAGUUUGAUGAUCUUAAGAAAACAGAAACUUCGUUCGGUAUGAAAAUUAAAUUAUCCAAGACUGGGGACGCAUCCAUAAUACAAGAUUCAAAGGAAAUUCUACCAAAAUCAAAAGAAAAGAUGGAAGUUACACAGGAUGUGUUAAAGAAAAGCGAAUCUUCUAUAGGAAUGAAAAUUAAAUUAUCCAAAACAGGUGAUCCAUCUAUAAUUCAUCCGGAGAAACAAUACGUUAUGGAUGAAAACUGUAUAAAGAGAACUGAGUCUCCUCUCGGAAUGAAGAUUAAAUUAUCAAAAACUGGUGAUGCAUCAAUCGUCUCUGAAUAUUCCGAGGAACCGAAAGAUGCGUUUAAUAUGAACGGAUCUCCAAAUGCAAUGAAAAUCAAAUUUCCAAAAACUAAAGGUAGUACAUCAGUUCUUUCAGCGGAUACAAAAGAAGACUUAGACAGGCAGAAUAUUUCUAACAUUCCAAAAAGAACGGAAUCGCCACUGGGUAUGAAAAUAAAGUUAUCUAAAACUGGAGAUGCCUCAAUUAUACAUCAAGAUUCUGAUGAAUUGACCGAAUCUACAAGGCACAAGGAUAAGUUAGAAUUGACUUCAGAAAACACGAAGCAAGAUCCUGCUAUUGGCAUGAAAAUAAAAGUAUCAAAGACAGGAGAAGCAAUGAUUUUACAUUGUAAAUCUAUUGAUGUAUCGAAUAUUCAUUCAGAACAAUCUGCCUACUCAGAUCAGCAUAAUGUUAAAGAACAUCAGUUAGGGUCUUCAAAACAGGCUGAAUCAAUAGGUAUGAAAAUAAAAUUAUCGAAAUCCGGUGACGCUUCAAUAGUACAAACCGAGAUUUCUGCAGAUACUGAAGGGACAUCUAAAGGUUUUAGUAAGUCAGAAAAAGAAGAGAGCAACCUAAAAUCUUCCGAAUUAUCAAAAAAUAAACAUUUAAGGGUAAAUGAUUUAUUGACUGCGGAUACAGAUCGAAAGGAAAAACAAAAGAACAAAGAAGCAACAAAAAAAAUCGAUGAACCUGCUUUAGAAAUGAAGAUUAAAUUGUCUAAAACCGGACAUCCUACAAUUGUUGUAUGUGAAAGUUAUGCAGAUUCGUCUAAUAAAAAUAAAGAAGUCGAUAUACAUCGUGUUUUGUCUCACAAAUAUAAUAAAGAGGGUACGUCGUCAAGUUCCUCGUCGCUAAAUUGCCCUUCCCUCGUGCCACAACAUAAUCAUUCCGAAUUAGCAAUUGAACCAGAGAAACAGAUUCAGAAGACAGAAUCAAAGGAACUGUCGGCCAAACGGAAGGAUGUGACGAUAUCCUCAAUUGAAUCCAAAAAGCUUAAAAUUGAAUCAAAAAUAUCUCAAAUUUUACCCGAAGUAACGAUUCAACCCGUUGCAACUAGGGAGAAAAAACAAGCUCUUUUUGAUGCCAAAAGCAGCAACAUUAGUCGUGAACAAAUACAUGUUAUAGCUCAGGAAAUUAGUAUUACUCAAGUUAAAUUUAAAGAAAACUUAGAAUCUAGAUCUAAAAAUACUUUAUCUGAUGAGAAACCGCAUAUCUUAUUAAACAAAGUUAUCUAUUCAUCUCCUGCGAGUUCUGACUGUGAAAUUAUUGAACAUCGACCGGAAUUGGUGAUUGUUAAUGAAAAUUCGAAUUCUAGUCAAGAUGUUGUAAUAAUAGAAGAGGUACCACCGGCUCGACUACCUGAAUUAAAGGUACCAAAAAAAAGAGGUCGACCUAGAAGAAACGACUCUAGUAUGCGAUUUAUAGAACCUGUUCAAAUCAUUUUACCUCGAGAUCCACUUGCACUAGAUGAAGGUUCUCUUCAACAUGAAACAAGAGAGAAUGAAAGACCGAGAAGAACUUGUAGAAGUCAAAAGAGUUAUGCACCACCUAAAAGAGGAAGGGGAGGAAGAGGAUGGGAAAUACUGGAAGGUGAUCAAAAGAAUGUUACCGAAAGGUUAUAUGUGGACGAUGCAAGAAGCAAGAAAGGAACACGUUUAAGGGAAAAGGAUGGGCGAAAUGGUCUCAGGGGGCGUGGGAAAAGGAAAAUAGACGUUAUAGAAAUGUCACCACCUAAAAAAUCUAGGAUUGAUCAAGAUUUAACUGCUAUUGAAAAAUUAACAACGACAGUUAUUUCGAUAGAUGAGUCUCCUAAAAAGAUAGUUGAAAAAAAGGAAACAACUGAUGCGAACCACAGCCUGAAACAAUCUUUAACACAUCGGAAAAUUUGUAAGGCUGAAAAACAAUUAUUAACCGAAGUAAAAACGUGUAGCUUUGAAGUUUGCAAAGACAUUUUUGUUGCACCUAAAAUCGAAGAAAAUCAAGAUGAAGAAAUAACUGGAAUAUGCGAAAUCUCAAUUCCAACUUCAUUGGCGUGUAUUGAGAAUGUGUCUGUAAAUUUACCUGAUACAGGGGAAAUAAACGAACAAGAUUCUGAAAAGAAAGAAACUGUGACAAUAAUCGGCAAUGAAAAAUCGAAUGUUGAGGAAAGCAAAGACUUAGUACUGAUAACUGAACAUCAAAAUUGGUUAACGCCAUCAUCUAGAAAAGUGACUGAUUCAUCUACUCGAGGCGAAUCUAUUUCUGCAGUUCAAGUUAUUGAUGAGGAAACUAGAAUGAGUGCAGAAUCCGGAUCUAGGUCACAAACACCGGCAAGAAAUAUAUCAGCACCAGCUUCUGAGGCAGUUCUUAAUGAAGAGUCACAAGGAAGUGUACAGAGCACGGCAACAACCGAGUCAGAAAAAGUAAAAGUAAAGAAUCGACGAAUGGAAAUUAAUUUUGACCCAGACGAAGGUCCUUUUACAGUUGAUAAAAUUGCGGAAUACGAGUGGCCCCUUGAUAGAAAGGGUGAAACAUUCAUGGUGCAAGAACAAAUUUCUCAGUAUCUUGGAGUGAAGUCGUUCAAGAGAAAAUAUCCAGAUUUAAAACGCAGGAUAGUCGAUAUGGAAGAAAGGAACUACUUGAGAGAAAAUGGAUUAGUUAGUGAAUCAAUGUGUGACAUGGGACUCACAUCAGUAUGUAGUUCGGAAGUACUGGACGUAAUGUGCAGUGAUUUUCCAGAUCAAUACGAAGAGUACCGAAAACAUCUGCGUGAGAAACAGGUUAAAGAGCAUUCGAAAAAGCAGAAAGAAUUAACAGCAGCAGCAAAUGCUGAGAAGAAUAGGAUAGAUCUUGCUGAAAUGGCAGUGCAGUCUGCACUCUCAUGGAAUAUAAAUUUAAAUAAAUCGCGUAUGGACACUCGGAAAUCUAGCUUAGAUUUACAAACGUUUACUAUUCAUAUGCCGAAGAAAGAACAAACAAUUGAAGUAGAACGUAACAUUAGCAACUAUCCAGUUGCUCUUAUACCUGGACAGUAUACAGAUUACUACAGAGAAUAUACACCAUCUGAAUUGAGAUACUAUCCUCUCAACACAGUUCUAUAUGGACCCAUGAAACCUAAUGAACGCAAAUUUGACAGCCAGUCUGAAUGUUCUCAAAGUGAUAGUGACAGCGACUCGUCAUCCGAUGACUCAAGCUCCGCAUCUAGCGAUGGUACUCAAGGAACUGAAGAAUCUCAGUCCACUAUGGAUGAUAUCGACAUGGAAUUUGUGCUGCAGAAGACGGAUGUGAAACCUGUCAAGUGCAAAAUGUGUUUAAAAGUUAUCAAUAAGUCGGGUAGAUCAGAAGUAUUAAUUCAGUGCGAUAGCUGUAGUGGAAACAGUAUGUUAUAAUAUGUAAAAUAUUGUAAGAUGGCUAGCAGCAGUUACAGCUUUGAAAAAAUAUGUAAUCGAUUAAUCAAAUAUCAAUGUAUUAUUGGGCGGUACGUGUUGCAAAACUAAAAUGUUUCUUUUGCAAGGAAAGAAAUCGACACUGUCAAAAACUGUUCGCUGAUAUUUGUUAAUUACGAGUCUAUAAUUUUUAUUAGCUGAAUUUGGAAAAAUAUGCACAAAAUUUGAACUUGCAAUCCGUCUGACACUAAUUUUGUCCUUAAAAUGCAAUUUUGAACUGUGUAAUAAAAUAACCUUUUUAAUAUGGUUAC
Messenger RNA from Belonocnema kinseyi, 7539 nucleotides. RefSeq lists its product as uncharacterized. The record is from RefSeq and is a predicted model, not a curated record. The transcript has 7 exons. The coding region runs from base 224 to 7231 and encodes 2335 amino acids. Lineage: Eukaryota; Metazoa; Arthropoda; Insecta; Hymenoptera; Cynipidae.